Schistosoma guineensis is the source of this 1647-nucleotide messenger RNA. Lineage: Eukaryota; Metazoa; Platyhelminthes; Trematoda; Strigeidida; Schistosomatidae. The record is from the annotation of a GenBank genome assembly.
CUUGACCUAGACGGCGAAUUUCAUUCUUAAGGUCGUUAGACAUGCACAAGGUGGCAUCUGAAUUUGCAGUCUCAAAUGGAAUUCUUAAGGUGGUCGACGGAAACCCAUCUCUUUUAUCAUGUACACUUUUACCAUCUCCCGUACCAAAAGUAUUACUAUGUCGUGCUCAAUCAAUCCAAUGUGAUUUUAACUUGUUAUAUCACAGGGUUGCAAUAAAUCACGAAUUUCUGUAUGAUGUGUUGAAGCCCGUUCUUGCUGUUGACCCUUAUCUUCGCUCAUUAUGGGGUAUAUAUUCACGAAUUCGAACUAACGAAAUUACUCAGGAUAUAGUGUUAGGAUUGAACCGAUCCGAUUAUAUGCUUCAUGUACAAGGAGAUUUAUGCGAUACUAAACGGACUUCUCUUGCGAACCGGUUACAAAGUACAGUAGUAGCCGCUCAAUCUGAUAUUGAGACUCAAGAUGAAGCUUGGGAUGGUUUGUUGAUUCGACAAGUUGAAUUCAAUAUGAUUGCAUGUAGCUUUUGUGGUCUUGCUCAGCGUAUUGUUCCACAACAUCGUAUUUCCUUAUCUUUGCAUGGAAUUUCAAGCGAUUUAAAUAAUCGUGUACCGGAUUGCUUUUCUGCUGAUAGAUUUAGCGAAGCUUUAUUAUCUGCUUGUCGUAUGUAUGUCGAAGAUUGCUCUAGAAGAAAUUUAAUCACGUCAAACAUAUCUAUUCUUGUAGUUGUUGGUAAGAAUGAAAAAAAUAUUUAUGAUCAACGAGCAUUGAUUGGUUGUCUUCUACUGAAAAAUCCUAAAGUGAAUGUGUUAUAUCAUUCAUUUGAUUAUCUAAAAACUGGUCUAAAAUUGGAUGUGAAUUCCCGUUUAUUUGUAGACAAUCAAGAGGUAGCUGUUGUAUAUUUUAGAACUGGCUAUACUCCAGAUGCUUUCCCUGAUGACGAAACAUGGGAUGUGAAAUAUCAACUUGAACGGUCGUUAGCUAUCAAAUGCCCAUGCAUACAAUAUAUGCUUGCAAAUACAAAAAUAAUACAGGCCGCCCUAUCAAAACCGAAAUAUUUAUCUAGAUUUUUUAAUCCGGAUAGUUCAAGUUAUUUAAAUAUUUUAUCUACAUUCGCCCAUCAAUAUACAUUAGAUGAAGAAAUGGGAAUAUCGGAUUCCACUGAGAUUCAAUAUGUAAUUAACGAUUGUCUAUUAAGACCAGAUAAUUAUGUUUUGAAACCACAGAGAGAAGGUGGAGGGAAUAAUUAUUUUGGAGAGGAACUUGUUCAGAAAUUAAAGUCAAUUAUGAAUCAUUCUGAAAGAAAACUGUAUGUACUUAUGGAGCGUAUACAACCAUAUAUUUUUGAAAAUUCUAUAUUGAAUUCAACUUCAGCUUCUGGAGAAUUAAAUGUCAAGAAAAUGGUUACUGAAUUGGGUACUUUUGGUGCAAUUCUUGCGUGUAAAGAUGAAAUCUUCCUGAAUGAGUUUUCUGGUCACCUUCUUCGAUCAAAACCACUGGAAUCUAAUGAAGGUGGAAUAGUAGCAGGUUAUGGUUGCCUUGACUCUCCAUUCCUCGUUUAAUACGUUUCAAUUACUUUCAUUUUGCUUCAGUGAAAUAACAAUUAGAAUGAUUUUAAAAAAUACAUGAUUUGAUAACUUUAUUCAUUAUAGU